AUGUUCGGACCGUUGGAUCGAGCUGAAACUCACAUGUCAGACUUGAUUAGACGUCGUAGGGCGGUGACGGCUACACCGAGUUCGGAGCCCCCGGCUCAGCCGGUAUCAGCUGCCACUGCUCCAGCACUGAUGGAGCAGGACCACGUGCUAGCUGGUCCUGGGGGAUCCCAGGCGGCUGCAUCAUCAUCUUCUUCGGUGGUGCAGCCUCUUAGCGCUAGGCGGCGACACCGGCCCGCUACCACCACCGACACCACAUCCACUGACUGUACUGGUGCCUCGGGGGCACCUACAGCCAAGAGGAACACCCGAGGGCCGUGUCGGCAGCUGAAGACGGCGAAGGUCACCCGGGUGACCAACAGUCGUAUCAGCAUCGGAUAUGACGAGCGCCAUCGGGCUGCACCGACGGCGGACUUGCAUAGCUCCUUGGCCCACGACAUUGGCCACGUCGUUCGGACCCAUUGCCCGAUGCAAUGGAAGUCUUGGAAGGUCAUACCUGACGAGAUCAAGAUGCAAGUUCGCGGCCAGUUGUCGACGAACUACGACUUAGAGGACAUCAACGAGGAGACUUUGGCGUACGUCAACAGACUCUUCGGUGAGAGGUACAAGCAGUGGAAGAGCGACUUGCACCACCAUUUCCAGGCGUUUGAUGAUCCGGAAGUCGCUCUUCAGGAGGGUUGCCCGAAGGAGCUUGAGGGGCGGGAGGAUAGUUGGGCGUGGCUCUGCGCUCAUUUUCAGGCGCCCGAUUAUGUGAAUAAAGCCCAAGUGAAUAAGGGCAAUAGGAAGAAGAAGACUCUUCUUCACCAUUCCGGCUCCAGGCCCUUCUCAUAUAGGAUGGAUGCACGGCGGGGGUCGAAAUUCCCAGAGAUCGACGUCUUUGGUGACGUUUAUGUUCGACCUGGGAAUGAGUUGGCCGAGUCCCUUCAUACGACGAUGGUGGAGAGGAGCCAGUUGGUUCUUCAAGAGUCCGCCUCCCAACUUCCUCCCGAGACUCCGAUCGAGUCUGUGGAUCCUCCGCAUGAUGCUGGAUUUCAGAUUUUGACGCAGACGUUGGAUCAGACUCUCGGGAGGAGGCCGGGAACGUAUUGUAGGGGGAUGGGGAAUGCCCGACAGAGGGAACCUCGACCGCGGUCAUCGUCGCAGGCAAACAGUCAGGUGACUGUUUUGACAUCGCGGGUUGCCGAGCUUGAGGGUCAGAUGUCGGUGAUUCUGCAGUCCCUCGCGCGGUCCGGCAUUCCAAUCCCGAAUUUUGGUGCGUCGACCUCCGAGCCCGUCCACCCCGAGCAUCCCCAGCACACCACGGCCCCUGCAGACACCCAUACCUCCGAGCCGCAUGUGGCAGAUGACCAAGUAGAUUUUGGAACAUUAUUUGAUUAG
Messenger RNA from Prunus armeniaca (apricot), 1374 nucleotides. The record is from the annotation of a GenBank genome assembly. Lineage: Eukaryota; Viridiplantae; Streptophyta; Magnoliopsida; Rosales; Rosaceae.